Hydra vulgaris (swiftwater hydra) is the source of this 1035-nucleotide messenger RNA. The record is from RefSeq and is a predicted model, not a curated record. Lineage: Eukaryota; Metazoa; Cnidaria; Hydrozoa; Anthoathecata; Hydridae.
AUGCCUGGUGACGUGCGUGAACUUUUAUAUCACGUGCGUCACCAUUUUUUAUCUGUAAAGGAAUAUAGAGGACGAAAUGAAGAAUAUAGGAGCAAAGAAAGAGAGCGAGCAAAAAGAGACAGAGCAAAUUACAAUGAGGAGGAGCAGAAUAAGAAGCGUGAACAAGGUAAAUUAAGGAUGCGAGCAUAUAGACAAAGACAAAAAGCAUUGAAAGAGUCAAUAGAAGCACACGAAGAAACUCCAUACAAGACAAAGAGUGAUGAGAAACGUGCCAUCAAUAGAGUUUUAUUUCAAGUCAUUUCAACAAUGCCUCAUUCUCCAAGGAAACGUGCAUUUGUCAAGCAUAACGUUUGUCAACACUUAUUAGGAAAGUCUCCCAGCAAUCUUAAUGUGUCACACCGUUCAACUGCUUUGUCUCCUAAAGUGAGUUAUCUUCAGCUAACAUUAAGAAAGGCUCACAAGCAGUUUCAACAGUCGUACAAAAAUGUAAAAAUUGGAAAAUCAAAAUUUGCUAGUUUACGUCCGAAACAUGUUUUACUCUGUGCUGAGACACCUCCCAAUAUCUGUGUCUGUUCUAUUCACUACAAAUUUAUACAUGUAGUGAAUGUGUUAGCACCAUACUUUGAAUCCAUUCCUCUUUACGAUAAUGAGUGGACGGAAGUUAAUGCUGUUUGUAUCAACCCAUCAGAAAAGUGCUUCUUCAAUGAAUGCACAUUCUGCCAAAAUGCUGCAUCUUUUCAGCACCUUGCAGUCGAAAAUGAAAAAAUAAUGGUCAGCGUUAGUCAGUGGCAGAAAACGACAAAUGAGCUUCUUGGCAGAGAACAAUUUGUUAAGGUGACCGUGACUCAGUCGUUAAUUAGCCUUCUUGAGGAGUUCAGGCGUCAGUUGCCCAAUUUUAUUCGUCAUCAUUACAUAAAGCGGAAACAAGCUGGUCUGUACAAUCAUCUCAGAUUAAAUUCAUCUUAAAGAAAUAUAUUGCUACAAAUUGACUUUGCUAAAAAUUAUACUUGUCAACAGCAAGAUGAAAUUCAGCCA